AUGGGUAUAUGUUUUGGGAUUUUAGAUGAAGACAAUUAAAAAGAUUAACAAAAGAAUCCUAUUCCAAUAGAAGAAUAAGCUGCUUAAUAAGAUAAAGAAGAAGAAAUAAGUUAUUAAAUUGAAAAUUUCACAUUUAAGAAUGUAAUACUAAUAUUUUAUUCAUAGAUACUUGGUAAAGGUGUUUUUGGAAAAGUUUUCUUGGCUGAACACAUUAAAACAAAGUAAUAUUUUGCAAUUAAAAUUAUCAAUAAAGCGCAAUUAGAAAAUUACAAUUUUAUAGAAUCAGAACAUUAAAUUUUAUAGUAAACACAAAGUCCUUUUAUAAUUAAACUAUAUUUUACUUUUGAAAAUAUGAACAAAUUAUAUUUGGGCACAGAAUUUGUUAAUGGUGGAGAUUUGUUUGUACAUUUGAAAAAGAAUGUAUAAUUUUCAGAAGAAAGGACAAGAUUUUAUGCAGUUGAAUUAAUUUUAGCAUUAAAAUAUUUACAUGAAAAUAGAAUUAUAUAUAGAGAUUUAAAACCAGAAAAUAUAUUAUUAGAUCAAUUUGGACAUAUCAAAUUAACAGACUUUGGUUUAUCGAAAUUUAAAUUUAGUAAAAUUACUUAUACAGCAUGUGGAACACCAGAAUAUGUUGCACCUGAAAUAUUAUUAGAAUAAGGUUAUAAUGAAUGUGUAGAUUGGUAUUCAUUAGUAAAAAUGUUAUAAAUUUAUAUAGGGAAUUCUAAUAUAUUAAAUGUUAUGUGGAUAGAUUCCAUUUUAUUCAUAAAAAUAAGAGGAUAUGAUAAAUAAGAGAUUAUCUUAGCCUUUUGAAUUUCCAAAGUACUUGAAUUAAAAAGCAGUUGAUUUGAUAUAAAGAUUAACUUAGAAUGAGGUUCAUAAUAGAGAGUUUCAUUAAGGUUUCAAAACGUUUAGGGUUUAAAGGAGCAGAUGAAAUAUUACGACAUCCUUUUUUUGAAAAUAUUGACCUAGAA
Messenger RNA from Paramecium sonneborni, 971 nucleotides. Lineage: Eukaryota; Ciliophora; Oligohymenophorea; Peniculida; Parameciidae. The record is from the annotation of a GenBank genome assembly.